ACAAUCAAGAAUGGAGUGGGGAGCAACGGUAGUGAUGGGAUUGUAGGCUCGCCAGGCAGUCGCUACUGUAUUCAUAUCGUGCCCCACCACAGGAUCGUUGCUCGAGUGGGCGUGGCCUACUGUCCGAAUAUCGCUUCGUGCUCGAGUGGGCGUGGCCUGCUGCCCGAAUAUCGCUUCGUGCUCGAGUGGGCGUGGCUUACUGCUCGAUUAUCGUUCCGUGCUCGAGUUUGUCUGACUACUUCACAUAGAGCAACUUCGAGAGGAAGGGAAUCCUCCUGUCAUCAGAAACAAAGUAGAUACUCAGCUAUUGUGAUUCUAAUAAGACAACCUAUGAGGCGUCCACAAUCUUGCCAACCACCAAAUACCGUCCAAAGAGGCGAUGACCAGAAGGAACAAAAGCAAAGAGCACAGAAGAUGACUGUACACCUAGAACCAUCAUCGGACAGCUUUCCCAUAAACGUAUUACCAGCCUGCGACAAUUUGACCGACUUCGUCGGCCAUUCUCGCGGUCUUGACCUUGCUCUUGACGCUCGACCAUGGCGGAACAUCAGCGAAUUCGAUCACCUGAUCCACUCAGGCACGCUGAACAACAUAACGUGCCUGGAACACGCGCCACAGUUGAACAGUGGCACAUUCUUCAAGGUGAUCGUGCUAGCCGUGAUGGCUGUGCUCAGCUUUGUGGCGAACGUAGCCACAAUCUACUCUAUCACGAGGAAUCAUCGAAGACAGCACACCUGGUCGGCGGUCUAUAUGUUGAUUCUGCACUUAGCAGUGGCAGAUCUAUUAGUUACCGUGUUCUGUAUCGGUGGGGAAGCAGUGUGGAGCUAUACAGUGGCAUGGAUUUGGGGGAACGUCGCGUGUAAGCUGUUCAAGUUCUUGCAGGUGUUCAGUUUGUAUCUGAGCACAUUUGUGCUGAUUCUGAUCGGCGUGGACAGGUUCUUCGCUGUGAAGUAUCCUAUGAAGGGACUGAACACCUCUGAUAGAUGUUGGAAGCUGGUCAUCGUGGCGUGGAUCGUGUCUUUCGUAUUCGCAGCUCCUCAGAUUGUUAUAUUUCACGUGGCCCAGGGGCCGUUCAUCGAAAUAUUCACGCAAUGCGUGACCCACGGAUUCUACACGGAACCAUGGCAAGAGCAACUUUACGUAUCCCUCAGUUUGUUCUUUAUGUUCCUUCUACCUCUAGCUAUUCUUAUCACUACGUACGUUUCCACCGUAAUUACAAUCUCUCAAAGCGAGCGAAUGUUCAAAUUGGAAUUGACUAGCAAUAACACGUCUCACAUGAACGGUGACAUAAAUAGGAGAAAAUUAAUGCAUCGAGCAAAAACCAAAUCGUUGAGAAUCAGCGUAGUCAUCGUAGCUGCUUUUGUCCUUUGGUGGACACCGUAUUACACAAUGAUGAUUAUUUUUAUGUUCCUUAAUCCUGAUAAGCAUCUAAGCGAGGAAUUACAAAGCGCAAUCUUCUUCUUUGGAAUGAGCAAUAGUUUGGUAAAUCCUUUAAUAUACGGCGCGUUUCACCUUUGGCCAAGGAGAAAGCGUCAAAGGGAAUUAUCUACGACACAACGUAGGCUCACGCCAACAAGCAAUGGAAGUAACUACAGACGAGAAUCACGAGAAACACGCAUACCAUUUUUGUCAAAAAAUAACUCAAACACUAGCAUAUAA
This is a messenger RNA of Habropoda laboriosa, 1659 nucleotides long. It is a transcript of the gene Crzr, whose product is annotated as gonadotropin-releasing hormone receptor. NCBI's taxonomy places the organism in Eukaryota, Metazoa, Arthropoda, Insecta, Hymenoptera, Apidae. Gene Ontology annotation, cellular component: membrane. Bases 331 to 1659 code for a protein of 442 amino acids. The record is from RefSeq and is a predicted model, not a curated record. Gene Ontology annotation, molecular function: corazonin receptor activity. Gene Ontology annotation, biological process: neuropeptide signaling pathway. The transcript is spliced from 8 exons.